Messenger RNA from Colletes gigas, 6769 nucleotides. RefSeq names its product kinesin-like protein KIF13B (gene Khc-73). Gene Ontology annotation, cellular component: microtubule; kinesin complex. Bases 432 to 6272 code for a protein of 1946 amino acids. Gene Ontology annotation, molecular function: microtubule binding; ATP hydrolysis activity; ATP binding. Lineage: Eukaryota; Metazoa; Arthropoda; Insecta; Hymenoptera; Colletidae. The transcript has 29 exons. The record is from RefSeq and is a predicted model, not a curated record. Gene Ontology annotation, biological process: cytoskeleton-dependent intracellular transport; microtubule-based movement.
UUAAAUUCAAUCAAUAAAUGAUUCAAUCACUGUUUCGUGGUUUAAAUCGCGCGGGGCUUUGCUUGCAAACGUUCCCAUCGAUCGAUAGGUCUCGAUGGUUAGUUCAAUAUUCCAUCACCAGAUGGAGGGCGACAGGACACGUGACGUCACAGGACUCGGUUCUCUCGAGCGUUCCUAGCGGUAGUUCUCGAAAGUACGUUCACUCGAUAGGACGACUGUCGUCUGGCGCACGACGAGCUUGAAGCAAUAUGGCGAAGUGUGUCAUGGGCUCGGUGAGACGUAGUGUCGUUUGAAAAGAUGAAAAGUUCGCGGUAUGGGUUGAAAAUAAUGUAGCGCUAUGAAGAUCGUGUGAAAAUUCUAUUUGUGUAUACAAAAGCAUCGAGUAGUUCCUUGUGAUCGGGAUAUACAGUGCGCGUUACCGGUGUGAAAUCAUGGCUACGGAUAAAAUAAAGGUUGCCGUUCGGGUUCGGCCGUUCAAUCGCCGAGAGCUGGAACUCGGCACACAAUGCGUCGUCGAAAUGUCCGGACAGCAAACCAUCUUGCAGCAUCCCACCACGAUGGACAAAAUCGAACGGAACAAACCAAAAACAUUCGCGUUCGAUCACUGUUUCCACUCCCUGGACCCGGCGGCGGAGAGUUUCGCAAGUCAAGAGGUGGUGUUCGACGCCCUGGGACGCGAUAUUUUGGACAAUGCGUUCCAGGGUUACAACGCCUGCAUUUUCGCCUAUGGUCAAACCGGGUCCGGGAAGUCGUACACGAUGAUGGGUAGCGGCGAGAACAAGGGCAUCAUACCGCGGCUGUGCGACAACCUGUUCGACAUGAUAGCGAAGCAGCAGAGCUCGGAGCUCAGCUACAAGGUCGAAGUCUCGUACAUGGAGAUCUACAACGAGAAGGUGCACGACCUGCUGGAUCCGAAGCCUAACAAACACACGCUCAAAGUCAGGGAGCACAAUGUCCUGGGGCCGUACGUCGACGGACUCAGUCAACUCGCCGUCACAUCGUUCCAGGAUAUUGACAAUCUGAUGGCGGAGGGCAACAAGUCGAGGACGGUGGCGGCGACGAACAUGAACUCUGAGAGCUCCCGGUCGCACGCAGUGUUCUCCGUGAUCCUCACCCAAACGUUGACGGACACCAAAAGCGGCGUCAGCGGGGAGAAGGUCUCCAGAAUGAGUUUGGUGGACUUAGCAGGGAGCGAAAGGGCUGUGAAAACUGGGGCAGUGGGCGAUAGGCUUAAAGAAGGAAGCAAUAUAAACAAAUCCCUAACGACGUUGGGUCUAGUCAUUUCGAAGCUGGCGGAUCAGAAUUCCGGAAGUAAUAAGAAUAAGGACAAGUUCGUGCCGUACAGAGACUCCGUGUUAACGUGGUUGUUAAAGGACAACCUCGGUGGAAACAGUAAAACCGUGAUGGUAGCCACCGUGUCCCCCGCGGCGGACAAUUACGAGGAGACGCUUUCCACCCUCCGAUACGCGGACAGAGCGAAGAGGAUCGUUAAUCACGCGGUGGUCAACGAGGAUCCCAACGCAAGAAUUAUUCGGGAACUGAGGCAGGAAGUGGAGACGCUGAAGGAGAUGCUGUUGCACGCGACUGGUAAAGGAUCGAUAGUGGGACAACAACGCACAGACAUAACGGAGAAGCUGUCGGAGUCGGAACGAUUGAUGAAGGAGAUGUCGCAGACAUGGGAGGAGAAGCUGGUGAAGACGGAGAGGCUGCAGCACGAAAGGCAACAGGCCUUGGAGAAAAUGGGUAUCAGCGUGCAGGCUUCCGGUAUCCAAGUGGAGAAGAACAAGUACUAUCUUGUUAAUCUCAACGACGACCCCAGCUUGAACGAGUUGUUGGUUUACUAUUUGAAAGAAAGGACGCUGGUCGGCGGACGUUCGGCGAAAACGGACCAGGACAUCCAGCUGCACGGGCUGGGUAUACUGCCGGAGCACUGCGUGAUCACGAUAGAGGAGUCUGGCCUCUACAUGACGCCGUUGAACGGUGCUAGGUGUUUCGUGAACGGCACGCAGGUGGUGAAAAAAACACCGUUGUUGCACGGCGACAGGAUCGUCUGGGGAAAUCAUCAUUUCUUCCGGGUGAAUUGUCCCAGGAGCGCAACAGCGAUUAACAGCGAGCCUCAGACGCCCGCUCAGAAUAUCGAUUACAACUUCGCGAGGGAGGAACUGAUGCUCAACGAGCUGUCGAACGAUCCGAUUCAAAGGGCCAUUGCUAGACUGGAGAAACAACACGAGGAGGACAAACAGGUCGCGCUGGAGAAGCAGAGGCAAGAGUACGAGCGUCAGUUUCAGCAGCUUCGUAAUAUUCUGUCUCCGUCGACGCCGUAUUCACCGUACGUACCGUACGACCCGUUAAGGGGCAGCCAAAGCGGAAAAUUGCCCGCCUGCACGCCUACCACGCAAAUGCGCGUGGAGAAAUGGGCCCAGGAGAGGGACGAGAUGUUCAAGCGAAGCUUAGGUCAAUUAAAAGCGGACAUCUUGAAGGCGAACGCGUUGGUGCAAGAAGCAAACUUCUUGGCGGAGGAGAUGGGGAAGCAAACGAAAUUUAGCGUCACCCUGCAGAUCCCGCCGAACAAUUUAAGUCCGAAUAGAAAGAGUGUAUUUUUUCAGCGGGGAGCUUUCGUCAGCGAACCCGCGAUUCUAGUGAAGAGAACGAACAUGGGCAGUCAGGUGUGGUCCAUGGAGAAGCUAGAAAAUAAGUUAGUCGAUAUGCGGGACAUGUACGAGGAGAGAAAAGAUCCCAAUAAUUGUCAACGAUUACCUGCCAUUAAGGAUGAAGUGCUGGGAAAGACACAAGACCCGUUCUACGAGUCCCAGGAGAAUCACAAUCUUAUCGGAGUAGCGAAUAUUUUCUUAGAAGUUCUGUUUCACGACGUUCGGUUAGAUUAUCAUACGCCAAUUAUCAGCCAACAGGGAGAAGUCGCUGGACGACUGCAGGUUGAAAUUAGUCGCAUAUCCGGCCACUUUCCUCAGGAUCGCAUCUGCGAGGCGGCGUCCGAGUCGUCCACCGACUCGACAUCGUCCGAGCCUGAGGAUUAUUCCGGAUCGAGUCAUAUCAUCUGUCGCGUGACGAUAAAACAAGCCACCGGGUUGCCAUUGUCGCUGAGCCAUUACGUAUUUUGUCAGUAUAUGUUUUGCGGCCAUCCGGAGCCGAUAGUGGUCCCAGCCGUGGACAACUCGGAGCAGCUCAACUCAAAUUGCCAGACUGGCCAGAGGGACUCUCUGGCGUUCAAGUUCAAUCACACGAAAGAUUUCACCGUACCCAUAACGGAGGAGUUCAUGGAACACUGUGCUGAAGGUGCCCUGAGCAUAGAAGUUUGGGGUCAUCGAAGCGCCGGUUUCUCUCGAAGCAAACCCGGCUGGGAGGUCGAGCAACAGUUGGCCAAAGCUAGAUCCCUUGCCGAUCGAUGGUCAGAGCUGACGCGAAAGAUCGAACUCUGGGUCGAAAUUCAAGAGCUCAACGAACAAGGAGAGUACUCGCCGGUCGAUGUAGUUGUAAAACAGGAUAUGUGGACGGGCGGUAUUUAUCAAUUACGUCAGGGACAGCAACGGCGGAUACAAGUUCGCGUGAAACCAGUACAAAAUUCGGGAACGUUGCCGAUAAUUUGUCAGUCGAUAUUGAACAUAGCGGUCGGCAGCGUAUCCGUGAGGAAUCGCCUUCAGAUUCCGUUGGACAGUUACCAGGACGAAGACCUGAGCGUACUGAGGGAAAAGUGGAGCGAAGCCUUGAUGAGAAGGAGACAGUACCUGGAUCAACAAAUUCAGAAACUCAUCAAUAAACAAGAAAAAACAGAACAAGACAUAGAACGAGAACAGAGCCUCGUGGAUCAGUGGGUCAGCCUGACGGAAGAAAGGAACGCAGUUUUAGUCCCUGCAGCAGGCUCUGGGAUUCCUGGUGCGCCUGCCGACUGGAACCCUCCAUCGGGCAUGGAACCCCAUAUACCUGUUCUGUUCCUUGAUCUCAACGCGGACGAUCUCUCGACCCACCAGUCAGGGGAGGAAGUUUCCGUGACCGGACUGAACUCCAUUCUACCCAAGGAACACGGCAACAAGUUUUACAAUUUACCAAUAAUUCGACGCAUAGAGAAGGACGUGUGCGCCAUCGCUGCUUGGGACUCCAGUAUACACGACAACAUACACCUGAACAAAGUCACCGAUGCGAACGAGCGGGUUUUUUUGAUCUUGAAGACGACGGUACGGUUGUCGCAUCCUGCACCGAUGGACCUGGUGCUGCGUAAACGGUUGGCCUUGAACAUUUACAAAAGACAAAGCAUCACAGACCGGAUCUUCAAGAAGAUCGUGCACUCUGACUGCUUGACCCAAACGGGCGUCACCUACGAGGUCGUUUCUAAUAUACCAAAGGCGAGCGAGGAGCUGGAGGAUCGCGAGAGUUUGGCGCAGAUAGCCGCGAGCGGGGAAGACAAUAGCUUGUGCGACGGCGAGACAUACAUCGAGAAAUAUACGCGCGGUGUCUCUGCGGUGGAGAGUAUUCUCACUUUGGACCGACUACGACAAAACGUGGCGGUGAAGGAAUUACUGCAAGCACAAGGACAACCACUGAUGCGCAAGACAGCAAGCGUGCCCAACUUCUCGCAGGUACUACUGCCUCUCCGCCGUCUCGGACGCACUAUUAUGAGAACCGACGCCUCUUUGGACUCGUUGAACGUGACGCGUUCCGAGAGCGUAACCGAUCUGAACACCGAGUUAAAUGGGUUGCUGCAUUCGCGACGCGCGUCCACGGGCCACGCCAGGAACGAUGAGAACUUCGUGACCACGCCAUCGAAACCGUUUGGAAUCGUACGCCAACAAAAAGCGAGACCAACUUUCCUGAAUCUCAACCUGAAUCUCAACUCAUUGACACGUCUGCAACAAUCCACCUCUGCCAAGUCGUCCCCGAACAUCGUCGGUGCUAAACUGGGUCUGAGAAUGACUACUCUGCACGAGGAAACGUCGAACGUGGGGAACCAGCUGCCCACGCCAAUCAACGACGAGGACGAAGAGAAGAGCGACGCCGAUUACUACUCGGAAUACGAAGCCUAUCAGGCAACGGCGAAACCAGUAAAACCACUAACUUCUUCACGCACACUGGAUUCUCUCGUCGAACUUCAAUCGACGAAGAUCAACACGCCAAGCAUGAGCAGCAGCGGUUACGGUUCCCAAGCCGUGUCCACGACCAACUUGACGUCCGAGGACUCCCUGUCCGUAAAGUCCAUCAGCGUGGACGAGACCCCGGACCUGGAGUAUAGGAAUCUGCUGGACAGCAAGAAGCCCGAACGAAUGGACAGCUCUCUGGUCGAGGAAACGCCUGAGGAGUACAUGGGCGAGGUAGCCGCCGCGCUGGACAACUUGAACGUGAUGGGGAACAGUUGCGUCGAGGAGCGUACAAGGAAAAACCUGGAAGAGACAGGCGCCUACAUGGACGCGGACAUCGACAGUCCGGUGUCCUCGACGAAAAGCGACAGCGACGCCAACAGCAACGCGACACACUCCAACGUGGCUCAGAAGAAGAACUCGACGAGUCAGGUUCUGAGCAAUCGAAGGAAAAGCGACAUGGAGAUCAGCCAGACGUCGAAUUCGGGGGAGGACAGCCCGUUGGAGGGCAGCUCGGUCGUACACACGAAACUGCCGCCGGGCAAGGUAGUGCGACGAAGGAAGACUUCUACCAAUACAGGAAGGCCUACCAGUUCCCAGCACAGGGCUUCGUUCCCCAUGGUCCGUCCACAACUUUCGGAGAGUAAAGCUGCAGCGCGACUGGAACAAUCGAUGCACUCCAAUAUGCCAUACGAAAAUGGCGACAACAGCUCCUCGGAACGAAUCGACGACGACGUAAGCGACAAGAGUUCGGCUUUCGGUUCGAGGCACGACUUGAGCAGAGUCGAGACACCACUCCCAGACUGGGUUGUAAUCGGUGAAUCGGUGAUGGUUCGCCCGUACAGUUACUGCGGGGUCAUAGCGUAUGUUGGCCCGACAGAAUUUGCAUCCGGGACGUGGAUAGGAGUCGAACUCGACGCUCCGACUGGCAAAAAUGAUGGUGCUGUGAACGGCCAUAGGUACUUCACGUGUCGACCGAAAUGCGGAAUCUUCGUCAAAGUGGACAAAUUAAUUCAGGACAAACGAGGCAGAGCACUUAGGAACUACACUUUCACUCUUCCUCAAUCUGCACCGAUGCGCAGAAGCGUCAGCAGAGGCGAGGGUUUACAUUCCUUGCACCGAAGUCGGAGCCGAGGAGAAGGCCUCUCAACAACAGGCACACGAUCUUCUCCACGGGGCAAGUAAACGGAUCACAACCGCUUCACCGUAACUUCGUUUUACUAAUAAGCCACUAAAUAUCCUAAUUGCUACAUGCCUAUGAUAUGUGUAGCAGCAGUGUUUCAGUCCCUUAGACGUUAGGGCAGCUAUGGAUUAUUAAUAAUUAUAAAUAUUACUUGAAAUAUUAGGUCAUUAAUGUGUAUCACACAAAGCAUGGGACGUUCCCGAUUCGAGCAGAACAUGCUGAAUGAGAAGCAUAGUAUCUAUUUCGCAUUUCAGUAGAGUUUAGGAGUCGAUACAUAGGUUGGUCUUUAUGUAUCGAGAGUCAGCGACGAUGUUUUAUGAUUUUUAUGCAUUCCAUAAUUUUACUUUUACGACUGGGAUGAUGAGCCAUUUACUUUUUACAUAAGAGGAAGCAUCGUUUAGUUCGCGAUUUAAUGAAUUGUACAUUGUCUAAGGCUGUCGAAAAGGGAGAAGAAAAACGAAACAAAAGUCGAGUUUGAUAAUGAUUUUUUUCCCCCUCA